AUGGCGGGCUCACCCAGCGGAAUCACGUCUAUGGAGCGGAAUAUCGAUGUUUAUGCUACGAAGCUGGCGGAUUUGGGGAUUGAACCCAAGGUCAGAUCGAAUAUCGCGAUUGAGCUUCGCGACUCGCUAGAGCAGCUGUGUUCUGGCCCAAAUUACCCCGUCUUCUUGUCAAAGUUGUGGCCGGUGUUCAAGAAGAUACUCAAGGGCGAACCUGUCUUUGUCAGUCUGUCCUUUGACCAGAAAUUGCGCAAUUGCAUUCUGGAGAUCCUCCACCGGCUCCCUCUAGACCUCCCCGAUGUCGAACCCUACGCUGGUGAAAUGGUGGAUCUCUUGCUGGAGCUUGUUCGAAUCGAGAACGAGGAUAACGCCGUCCUCUGUAUGAAAACGAUCAUGGACCUGGAACGGCGGCAGGCCAAAGCUACACAGACCAGAGUCAGGCCAUUCCUGGAGCUUAUUCAGGAGCUCUUUGAGAUGAUGGAGCAGGUUGUGCGAGAUACCUUUGAUAGUCCCGCUCUGGGUACUCCUCACAUGCCAUCGACACCCAGCAAUACUGCACAGAACUUCCAGUCCCCGCGACCUAGCUCCCCCGCUACCUCAGUAUCCGAACUUGGUCCUGACCAGCAGUCUAACCAGCAGCUUUUGAGAGGAAUGCAGUCCUUCAAAGUCCUAGCGGAAUGCCCCAUUAUCGUCGUUUCAAUAUUCCAAGCACAUCGUAGCGUCGUUUCUGCUAGUGUUAAAAUAUUUGUGCCACUUAUUAAGGGAAUCCUGCUUCUGCAGGCCAGACCUCAGGAAAAGGCACAUGCAGAGGCUGCGGCCCAGGGUAAAAUUUUCACAGGCGUGUGUAAGGAGAUAAAGAACAGAGCGGCCUUUGGUGAGUUUAUCACUGCGCAGGUGAAGACGAUGAGUUUUCUUGCCUAUCUUCUUCGCAUGUACGCGAAUCAGUUGCAGGAUUUCCUCCCGUCUCUUCCAGGUGUCGUUGUGCGGCUUUUGCAAGAUUGUCCGCGGGAGAAGUCUAGCUCGAGGAAAGAAUUACUUGUUGCCAUACGCCAUAUCAUUAACUUUAAUUACAGGAAGAUCUUCCUGGACAAGAUUGAUGAGCUGCUGGAUGAGCGGACGUUGAUUGGUGAUGGCCUUACUGUCUACGAGGCGAUGCGACCUCUAGCAUACAGCAUGCUUGCAGAUCUCAUCCAUCAUGUUCGCGAGUCCCUCAAUCGUGAUCAGAUUCGUCGGACAGUGCAGGUGUAUACGAAGAACCUUCAUGAUGAUUUUCCAGGGACCAGUUUUCAAACUAUGAGUGCCAAACUGUUGUUGAAUAUGGCUGAGCGGAUAGCAAAACUUCCAGACAAGCAGGAUGCGAGGUAUUUCCUGGUCAUGAUUCUUGAUGCGAUAGGGGAUAAAUUCGCAGCUAUGAACCACCAGUUUGACAAUGCGGUGAAGAUAACCCGCUCUACGAAGUCACAACCAGACAACGCUAAGGAAUCGUAUCUAGCUGACCCCAUUAACCCGCCGGACUGGGAUGAAAUAGAUAUUUUCUCCGCAGCCCCGAUUAAGACGUCAAACCCCCGGGAGCGCAAUGGGGACCCUGUGGCAGAUAAUAAAUUCUUAUUUAGCAAUCUUGUCAAGGGUCUUAAGAGUUUAUUUUACACACUGAAGGUGUGUAAUCCGGACCACAUCAGCGUCGACCCAUCUAUUGUCCCGCCUAAUUGGCCUGAGGUUUCAUUUGGGUAUAAAGCGGAGGAGGUUGCUGUGAUUAAGAAACUGUUUCAUGAGGGAGCCAAGGUGUUCAAAUAUUAUGGUAUCGAUCAGCCGGAACCUGAGGUGCAAUACUCAUCGCCCCUUGAGUUCCUUGCCAGCCAGUAUAUGCAACAGAUGGGAAAGGAGGAGAAAGAACUUCUGGAAACCUUUGGCACGAUUUUUCAUUGCAUCGACACGGCCACAUUCCAUGAAGUUUUCGAUACGGAAAUUCCUUAUCUGCAUGAACUUAUGUUUGAUCAUUCCUCGCUACUACACUUGCCUCAGUUUUUCUUAGCUAGCGAGGCGACAUCUCCCGCCUUUGCAGGGAUGGUACUUCAGUAUCUCAUGGAUCGGAUUCAUGAAGUGGGGACAUCAAAUGUGUCCAAGUCAAGGAUACUGUUGAGGAUGUUCAAGCUAUCUUUCAUGGCCGUUACGCUCUUUUCCUCCCAAAACGAACAGGUCUUGCACCCCCAUCUCACUAAAAUUGUUACGAAAUGCAUUGAACUUUCCGUGACCGCCGAGGAACCGAUGAAUUAUUUCCUCCUUCUCCGCUCUCUGUUCCGUAGUAUCGGUGGAGGUCGAUUUGAGCUUCUAUACAAGGAAAUCCUACCACUGCUUGAGAUGCUCCUGGAGACCUUUAAUAACCUCCUUCUGAGUGCCCGGAAACCCCAAGAACGCGACCUCUAUGUCGAACUUACUUUGACUGUUCCGGCCCGUCUCAGCCACCUUCUCCCCCAUCUAAGUCACCUCAUGCGGCCCAUAGUUGUUGCUCUCCGAGCUGGCUCCGAACUCGUCGCCCAGGGCCUCCGAACGCUCGAACUUUGCGUUGAUAACUUGACUGCCGCCUAUUUGGACCCUAUCAUGGCACCCAUCGUGGAUGAACUCAUGGCUGCUCUUUGGGACCAUCUCCGUCCAAACCCGUAUAGCCAUUUCCAUGCACAUACCACUAUGCGUAUCCUUGGUAAAUUAGGUGGCCGGAAUCGGAAAUUUCUCAACCACCCACCGGAUUUGUCGUUUCAAGCGUAUGCCGAUGAUAUCCCCAGCAUAGACAUUAAACUUAUCGGUGCAAAUAAAGAACGCGCAUUCCCACUGGAUAUUGGUGUUGAUUUAGCGCUGGGGAAGUUGCUUGAAACACCAAGGACGCCCGUUGCCAAAGCUUCCGAUGCCUUCUACAAACAGCAGGCAUUCCAUAUGUUGAGUUCCCAGCUCAAGCUUUACAUAGGCCUCGAGCAUCCGCUGGAAGAUCUGGCUACGCUGGUGCGGCUGCAAGCAAAUGACUUGGCCGAAGGCAGACUGACCAUUGGCCCGGAUAUCCUAGAGAAAUCCGAACGAAGUGGCUCGAUUCCGAAGAAGUCGGCCCAAGAAGAGCUGUUGAAGAAGUUGCUGAAGGCAUGUAUUGUCGCGACAACAAUUCCGGACCUGAAGCAGGCUGCAACUGCGUUCGUCGUGGACGUUUGCCGCCAUUUCACCAUAAUUGAGAUUGGUCGAUCUCUUGCACAAGCCCGGCAUGCGAGGCGGCCGUUCAAUGUUAAUUCAGGCGAAGGGCCUAUGUAUCUGGAUACUCGAGUGCUUGCAGACGCUCUGGUGGAAUGUUUUUCAUCAGAUAAUGCUAAUGUCCGUGAUGCGGCUAAAUUCGCGAUGCUUGCUGUCCGCGAUGCAGCUGCCGUCAUCUUCGGGUCGCCUGAUAAAGUCGGCAAAUUGUCCUUCUUCUCCCACCUUGCGCGAGUAUUCUGCCACAACUGCCACGAGGAGGAGUGGUUUACCAAGGCUGGUGGAAGUAUGGGGAUCCAGGUAUUUGUGAAGGAUCUUGAUCUUGGGACUCCCUGGUUAGCAGAUCGUCAAGUGGAAUUCAUUAGAGCUCUGAUGUACGUUAUUAAAGAUACACCAACGGAUUUGCCGGCUAGCACGAGGAUACGAGCUCGAGAUACGCUUGAUCUCAUUCUGCGAAGAUGUAACACUGGUGCAUCCAAGGACGAUUUGAAGAAUGAGAAGAGCAGGCUCUUUCACCUUUGCGGGAUUUUCAGUUAUGAGCUUUCUCAUAUGAGCAAACACGUUCGCGAAACUUCUCAGCAGGCUUUUGAAACUAUUGCGCAGGCUGUUGGUGCGGAAAAACAUGAACUCCUCGCUCCCGUCAAGGACAGGCUUCUUCAGCCUAUUUUCAAUAAGCCAUUGCGUGCUCUUUCGUUUCCCACGGAGAUUGGUUUUAUUGACGCGAUUACUUUCUGCCUCGGAUUGCAUCAUGGUAUCGUAACCUUCAACGACCAACUGAAUCGACUGUUGAUGGAAUCACUUGCACUGGUGGACAGUGAGGACGAGGCUCUUGCAUCGAAACCGAAUGAAUUUAAAACUGCGGAACAAAUCGUGAAUCUACGAGUCUCCUGCCUUCGCUUAUUGUCUAUGGCCAUGAGUUUUCCGGAGUUUGCAAGUGGUCCGCUGAAUACGGGACGUGCCCGUGUCAUUGCUGUGUUUUUCAAAUCCCUCUACUCUCGUUCGCCGGAGAUUAUCGAGGCCGCAAACUCGGGCCUGCGCGAUGUGCUAACGCAGACGAACAAGUUGCCGAAGGACUUGCUUCAGAACGGCCUCCGGCCCAUCCUAAUGAAUCUGCAGGAUCCGAAGCGGCUGAGCGUUGCUGGUCUUGAUGGUUUGGCUAGACUUCUUACGCUUCUGACUAACUAUUUUAAGGUGGAAAUUGGCUCUCGAUUGCUAGAACAUAUGAAGAGUAUUGCCGAUGAUAAUAUACUUCAGCGUGUAUCGUUCUCACUUAUUGAGCAAAGCCCUCCAAUGAAGGUCGUGGCGGCCAUCUUUAACAUUUUCCAUCUUCUUCCCUCGGCUGCGACUGCAUUCAUGGAGCCACUGGUCGCUAAGGUAUUGACUCUGGAAGAAAAAUUGCGCCGGACAUCAAAUAGCCUCUUCAGAAAACCUCUCGUGAAAUAUCUUAACCGAUAUGCCAAAGAAACAUGGGAUUUCUUCCGGGCGCGGCUACAUGACGAGAGAUACGGUCGUUUCUUUGGCCAGAUACUAAUGAACCCAGAGAGCGAAUCCAUACGGUCCACCAUCAUGACGGAUGGGGAUACGUUGGUUUCCAUAGCCUUCGGACAGGAACAUGCUGAUAACAAGAAUACCACCGUAAUCAAUGCCAUAUAUGCAAUCUACGCUGUAUGUUUCCAUGAUCCGACUAAAAGUUGGCUGAAGAACAACCCGGACCUUAAGCGACACCUCAUGAUUGCGGGGAGGGACCUUGAACACAAACUUCGCACCGACAAGCUUCCGCUCAAUGAGCGUCUCAGGGUUGAACAGGCUGAAGAUCAACUUAUGGAUAUCUUCACGUCAUACCUGUCACAUUCCCUGCAGGACUUGGAUUUUCUCUUCGAGAUCAUCAAUAGAUUAUCAGCCCGCGAGCUCAAGAUGACACUAGCUUUCCCGAAGUUCCUCUAUGAACAUAUAAUCACGAACGAGUCUAUUGAUUAUAGGCGCACACUAAUCAUGCGUUGUUUGGACUUGUAUGGUCAGCGCAACGUGUCGCAGAGAAUGAAAACUUACGUGUUUCACAACGUGGUCAAUCCUAUUUUCGCAAUGGAUGUGAAGAACACUUGGGGCCAGCCUCCCACGGGCCCCAGAUUGGUAGAUAAAACCAUGACCGAGGCAAUCCACAAUAGGCUGUGGAAACCACAACUUGGAGACAUCAGCGAGGAAUCUGGCCAGCCAGGCGUCGAUCAUUCACGGAUGGAGCUUCUCCAGCUUUCUGCCCUGCUGAUCAAAUAUCACCAUACAAUUGUGCAGGAUACCCGGAAGGAUAUAAUCAAGUUUGCAUGGAGCUAUAUCCGCCUAGAGGACAUCAUCAACAAGUAUGGCGCCUAUGUCCUCAUCAGCUAUUUCAUCUUCCACUACGAGACGCCGUCCAAGAUCGUCGUUCAAAUAUAUGUCGCUUUGCUGAGGGCGCACCAAAACGAGGGCAAGGCGCUGGUGAUGCAGGCUUUGGAAAUUCUGGCACCCGUGCUCCCCAGGCGAAUAACCUCCUCCGGAGAUGUGCGGUACCCUCUAUGGGCUAGGUGGCCCCGUCGCAUUCUAGCUGAAGAAACGGCGAACCUCCAGCAAGUUCAGAGCAUUUUCCACUUCCUAGUUCGGCAGCCCGACUUGUUCUAUGAAUCUAGGGAGAACUUCGUACCCCUUAUUGUCCCUUCUCUUAUUAAAAUUGCUGGACCCCCUAAUCCAUCAAAUGACAGCAAGAAGCUGGCACUGAACUUGAUUGCACUUAUUUGGACAUGGGAGGAGAGGCGAGUCCGUGAAACUAGCGCACCUCAACCCCGACCAGCAACACCAGCCGAGGAGGCACAAGCAGCACCGUCUACUGCUCUCGCCCCGCCUGUCACAAGAGAGAGGCCGGAAUACACUGUUCCUCUCGAUCUUCGGACGGCACUUAUCAAGUACCUUGUCACGUUUAUUUGCGGUCUCCCUGAGCGAUAUCGUGUCCCUGCUGCUAAGUUCCGGGACAAAAUCGUCGUACAACGGCCUGCACUUCCUAUUCUCUAUGGAGAGAUGGUUAAGAAGGCUAUGCGUUUACUGAGAGGCCUACUUUCCCCUGAGUACUGGGGUGAUCUGGAUAUCGAUUUAUAUCAGAAAGUGACGGAACCGAUCCUCACCGGAGAUAAAGCUGACAAGCCUGACGAUAAGCACGCAACGGCAAUGGUGAAUACGCUUCAGGUUAUUCGGGUUUUAAUUGCUUACAAGCCCAACGAAUGGAUUGUUAGUCGUGUUUCAGUUUUGCAAAAGUUAUUUGAGAAGCCCCUUCGAUCGGAGAAUCCCGAAAUUCAGGACUGCCUGCAUGGAAUUAUGAAUGAUACAGAGCUCCGCCAAUUACCAUCACCCGUCAAACGUGUCCUUGAUGCUAUGCCUGCUGAUGAUCAGCCCGAAGAAGAAGAUGCCAUGGAUGUCGAUAAUUGUCCUUCAGAGUUUGUCACGUACCUCUCCGCAAUUGCUACGGAAGCGUUAUCGACUAGCAAUUAUGUCUCUGCCAUUAACAUCUUGUGGACUUUGUCACAGAGCAAACCCGCAGAGAUUGAUCAGCAUGUUCUUCACAUCAUGAAAAUAUUCUCUUUGAAGCUCGCAAAGGAUCACGUCGCUGCAUACACCAACACUACUAAUAAUAACAAUAACACCUUUGCUAACAUGCGGCCUGGAGAGCAACAGCACCCUACACCUGAGGAUGCGGAGUUUGAAAUUGGUGUCGACCUGAUUUCAAAGACUAUCGACCUACUUGCCUCUAGAAUGUCCCAUUUGGGAGAGCAGCGCAGACCGUUCCUUAGCGUGUUAGCUCAGCUUGUUGAACGCUCCCAUGACAUCCGGCUCUGCACGAAGAUCCUGCGAAUGGCAGAGUCUUGGAUUUUCAACUCGACCGAGUCUUGGCCAACACUAAAGGAGAAAACAGCCGUUCUGCAUAAGAUGCUCCUGUUCGAAUCUAGACCGGACCAGAAACCUCUAAAGCAAUUCCUGGAGCUGGUCAUACGCAUCUACGAGGAUCCUAAGAUCACAAGAACUGAAUUAACUGUUCGGCUAGAGCAUGCAUUCCUGAUUGGCACGCGAGCACAGGAUGUUGAAAUGCGCAAUCGUUUCAUGUCAAUUUUCGACCGAAGUCUGACCCGUUCAGCAAAUACUCGACUCAGCUAUGUGCUAACGUCGCAGAACUGGGAUACCCUUGCAGACUCAUUCUGGCUUACGCAGGCGUCCCAGUUAGUCAUUGGUUCGAUCGAUAUGAGCACCCCUGCACGACUACACCCGGAGGACUUCACCGUUUCGCCCACUGCAUUUCUCUUUGGAAGUUCGGAAACAGAUCCUAGAAAAGAUGGAGUUCUGGUGGACAGCCAGCUAGAGUUGUUAGCUGCUGAUAAUAGGAAAUUCUGCCAAGAGCUUGGAGAUGUUAAGGUCCGUGAUAUUCUUGAACCUCUUUCGCAGCUUCAACACGCAGAUUCGAAGGUUGCGUAUAGAAUCUGGGUGACUCUGUUUACUAUUUGCUGGUCUACACUGAAUCGUGAGGAACGAUCCGACUUGGAGAAGGGGAUGGUUACGUUGCUUACACGCGAGUAUCAUCGGGGACAAAUUGAUGAGCGGCCAAAUGUCAUUCAAGCUCUUCUUGAAGGUGUAGUCAGAGCUAAACCGCGCUUUAAGAUCCCUCCCCACGUGAUGAAAUUCCUCAGUCGGACUUACGAUGCUUGGUACAUUGCCGCUUGUGCUCUUGAAGAGUCUGCUAUUAGCCCACUUGUCGAUACGCCUGUUGUCCGUGAAAGUAACCUGGACUCCCUCGUUGAGAUCUACGCUGGUUUGCAGGAAGAUGAUCUGUUCUAUGGUACCUGGCGCAGACGAUGUAAGUUUGUCGAAACCAAUGCUGCGCUAUCGUAUGAACAGCAAGGUAUGUGGGAUAAGGCACAGCAGCUGUACGAAUCAGCCCAGAUCAAAGCACGUACCGGCGCGGUCCCUUUCUCACAGGGAGAGUAUUUCCUCUGGGAAGACCACUGGAUGAUUUGCGCCCAGAAGCUGCAACAAUGGGAGAUCCUGAGUGAUUUCGCAAAGCAUGAGAACUUUAAUGAUCUUCUUUUGGAAGCGACAUGGAGAAAUCUCGAUAAUUGGCAGGGGGAGGCCAAUCGUGAUCAGUUGGAUUCUUUAAUCAAGUCCGUUUCUGAUGCUCCGACCCCUCGUCGGACGUUCUUCCAAGCUUUCAUGUCCCUUCUCAAGUUCCAUGGGAAGCAAGAAAGCCCGCAGGAUUUUAAUAAUAUAUGUGAUGAAUCCAUCCAACUUUCGAUCCGAAAGUGGCACCAGCUACCCAAGAGAAUUACCAAUGCACAUAUUCCGAUUCUGCAGAAUUUCCAACAGCUGGUUGAACUCCACGAUGCAAGUGUUAUUUGUAGCAGCUUGACUCAGACAAAUGAAAGGAAUCUGGAUACCAAGUCAGCGGAACUGAAACUGCUAUUGGCAACCUGGCGCGAUCGACUUCCCAAUGUAUGGGACGAUAUCAAUGCCUGGCAAGAUCUAGUCACAUGGAGACAGCACAUUUUCCAAUUGAUCAACGCCACUUAUCUUAGCCUGCUCCCACCUCAGUCAAACACUGUAGCCAGCAAUUCCUAUGCCUAUCGAGGAUACCACGAGACCGCUUGGAUUAUCAAUCGGUUUGCUCAUGUUGCACGUAAACAUCAAAUGCCCGAAGUGUGCAUCAACCAGCUUAGCCGUAUCUACACGCUGCCGAAUAUUGAGAUCCAGGAAGCUUUCCUCAAGCUACGAGAACAAGCCAAGUGCCAUUACCAGAACCACAAGGAGCUCAAUAGCGGGCUGGAUGUGAUCAACAACACUAAUUUGAACUACUUUAAUGCUCAGCAAAAGGCCGAAUUCUAUACUCUGAAGGGCAUGUUUCUGGCUAAACUCAACCAUACUACAGAAGCUAAUGAAGCUUUUGGAGUUGCUCUUUAUUAUGAUCUACGACUGGCCAAGGCCUGGGCUGAAUGGGGACAAUACAGCGAUCAGCGGUUCAAAGCGGAUCCUACAGAUAUGGAACUUGCAAGCAAUGCCGUAAGCUGCUACCUCGAGGCGGCUGGCCUGUACAAGAGUCCAAAGUCACGAAAGCUUCUGAGUCGCAUCUUGUGGCUUCUUAGUUUGGACAACGAGGAAGGGAAGAUUGCUUCUGCCUUUGAAAAUUUCAAGGGUGAUACUCCCGUGUGGUAUUGGAUUACCUUCAUCCCACAGCUGCUUACUAGUCUAUCUCACCGUGAAGCGAGGUUGGCUGCUGCCGUUCUUGGCAGGAUUGCGAAAUUAUACCCGCAGUCUCUAUUCUUCUUGUUAAGAACGUCUCGAGAGGAUUUGAAUACUAUCCGAAAAACACAUGAACAGAAACAAGAGAGGCUUAAUCGCGCCAAAGAACAAGCUUCCCCUAACGGCAAGGAGACCUCUCCAGAUAUGAAACCUGGAAUGUCGGGAACGGAUACUGCAACAACUAACGGUACAGAAGGACACCAAUCUCCCAGACAGCCUCCUCAGCCUGGACAACUUGGACAACCUGGACAACAACCUGGACAACUCGGGCAGCCCGCACAGCCUGGACAACAUGGGCAACAUGGGCAGCUCGGACAGCUUGGACAACCCCGACAGCUCGGACAAGUUGGGCAGCAUGGACAGUUUGGACAGCCUGGUGUGCCUAACGCCGUACAACCAAAAUCCGAUCCAGAUAACUCACAAAAGGAGCUUCCGAAGAAAUCUUGGGAGUUCGCAGAGGAUGUCAUGUCUACGCUAAAGACCGCGUUCCCUCUCCUUGCUCUUUCCAUGGAGACAAUGGUCGACCAAAUCCACAAGAAUUUCAAAUGCCCACCCGAUGAGGACGCGUAUAGACUUAUUGUUGCGCUUCUUAAUGACGGUCUUGCUUAUGUAGGCCGGAUGCCCGCUUCAUAUGCCCAAGACUUCAAGCUCCCACCAGCAACGGAGGGUAACAUCACCCGCUUUGCAGAGACGAUUCUUCCUGCACACAUCCGCAAGUCAUUCGAGGCUGAUUUCGUUGUCAAGAAGCCCACAAUGCACGAGUACAUUCAUAAACUCCGGCGAUGGCGUGAUAAAUUUGAAGAAAAGCUUGAUCGACGGCCGCAUACUCAAUCCUUGGAAGCGUUCUCACCACAUCUUAGCGAAUUCAAAUACCUCAAAUUUGACGAAAUCGAAGUUCCAGGACAGUAUCUCGAGCACAAAGAUAAAAACCAAGAUUUUGUCCGUAUUGAUCGCUUCCUGCCUAAUGUUGAACUCGUGCGUGGGAUUGGUGUUUGCCAUAGGCGUUUGAAGAUGCGAGGCCACGAUGGUAGCCUACAUUGCUUCGCUGUCCAACAUCCUGCUGCCCGCCACUGUCGCCGGGAGGAGCGGAUUUUACAACUUUUCCGCAUUUUCAAUGGAAUUCUUUCCAAACGAAAGGAGAGUCGACGACGAAAUAUUUACUUCCAUCUUCCCCUAAUGGUUCCCCUCGCUCCUCACAUUCGUCUUGUCAAGGAUGAUCCAUCCUAUAUUUCAUUGCAGGGUGUGUAUGAAGACCACUGCCGACGUACUGGUAUGAGCAAAGAUGAACCCGUGCUGUUUACGAUGGAGAAAAUGCGCUCUCUAGCGGACAUGAAACAAAACGUGAGUAAAUUUGGAUCAAUGUUCUUUGUUCCAUUUACUAACGGUGAUAAGCAGCGUACCCCUGAACAGUCAUUAAUCCUCCGCUCAGAAAUCUUUUCAGCUAUCCAAGAGAAAUGGGUUCCCAAUACGAUUUUGUUGGACUUUUUCCAGCAAACAUAUCCAAACUUUGCUGAUUUCUGGCUCUUCCGCCGCCAAUUCUCUUAUCAAUACGCUGCAGUGGCUUUCAUGACCUAUAUUAUGCACAUGACCAACCGGUAUCCAAACAAAAUAUCCGUCUCACGUGCCACAGGAGACAUCUGGGGAUCUGAAUUGAUCCCCAACAUCCACACUGCAAAGCCCCUCUUCUUCAACCCAGAACACGUACCUUUCCGCCUUACACCAAACAUCCAAACAUUGAUGGGCCCCUUGGCGACCGAGGGCAUCUUUGCGUGCGCAGUCAUGGCAAUCGCCCGCUGCCUAACAGAACCACGACACGAACUAGAACAGCAACUUAGCAUAUUUGUCCGUGAUGAAAUGAUCUUCUGGUCUGGUGCGCAGCGCGGUUCGACGGUUGAGACCCAGCUGCGAGAAAUGGUGCAGAGUAAUAGUGAUUUUAUUGUCAAUAGGGCUGUUAGUCUUGCGAGUCCGCCAGAUGGAAACUUGCCAGCAAACCAAUCUGUUAUUGAUCUUAUUUCAAGAGCGGUCAACCCGCAGAACUUGUCGCAAAGCGAUGCGUUGUGGAUGCCGUAUUUGUGA
This is a messenger RNA of Paracoccidioides lutzii Pb01, 11604 nucleotides long. RefSeq names its product transcription-associated protein. The record is from RefSeq and is a predicted model, not a curated record. The transcript has 3 exons. Bases 1 to 11604 code for a protein of 3867 amino acids. Gene Ontology annotation, molecular function: transcription coregulator activity; protein binding. Gene Ontology annotation, cellular component: NuA4 histone acetyltransferase complex; nucleus; SAGA complex. Gene Ontology annotation, biological process: regulation of DNA-templated transcription; DNA repair.